This is a messenger RNA of Linum trigynum, 4112 nucleotides long. Lineage: Eukaryota; Viridiplantae; Streptophyta; Magnoliopsida; Malpighiales; Linaceae. The record is from the annotation of a GenBank genome assembly.
ACUUAGUGUACCACAUACACCAAGUAAGAAAACAAUAUCUAGACCUUGAAUUAACCAGAGUUUGAAACAUGAUACUAUACUCUAACCCUUAAAGAAUAAAAUCUAAGUCCUAUUUGUACAAAUCUUAUACAAUAUGCCAAUCAAUAGUCAGGGAGCAUAUUUUUUACAUUAUCUCGUUGUUUGACAAUUUUUGUAGAACAACUUUUUGUGUAUGAGCCUAACACAAACUAGGUGCAGAACAAACAAACUUAAUCUCAAAAUGGUUUCCAAGGUCAUGUUUAUCGUAGUGGUAUCUUUGAUUCUUCGAAAGCAAGUUCACCACGAGCUAGAAAGAGAGCUUUUAAGGAAUGGCAACUCACGACACUUUGUCUUAACCAUCAUUUUGACAUAUGUUUAAAAGCGGAAAGCAAUAAACCCCCUUAUGAACCAAAAACUCCAAGAGGUAUGGCCAAAUGAACUCUCUAUGAGUACACCAUCAAGAUGCGAAUAUUUCUUCUAGCAUUGUUCCCCAAUAACUAUUCCAAAUUUUGAGUUACGGACUCCACUAUUCAUACGCCCAAAAUGUUGCACGUUUUGAGGGAUAGGAUAACGAAAAUCUUGUCGAGUACUUUAAAGUGUGUCUAGAGACAUGUGAUUCUGCAAAACAUCCGGGUGUUGAGCUAGAUGCAAUCAGGUUACGCCUCUUUCCUUUCUCCAUAUGGGAGGAAGCAAAGAGCUUACUAAUUCACCAAUGUCCUGAAUCUUGAUAUUUUUCAGACGCGGGACGAUCUCGUCCAACCUUUCAUAUAAGUAUUCUUUUCUCUAUAUAUAACCGAUAAUAUGAGAGAUCAGAUUGUACACUUCAACCAAUGUACCUAUGAAAUUUGUAUGGUGUUUGGGAGUGAUUUUAAUAAUUUCUUAGAGCAUCCCAUCACCAUGAUUUUGGACACGUACAACUUGCGCUACUUUGUCAUGUAUGUUGUUAUACCCAAGUCUAUCGAGAAAAAUAGUCAAACUAAUUACCCUACAGUCAACAUAUUGCUGCAUUUGCAUGGAAAAACAAACAUAAACACACAACACAACAUAUGAGGAACACCACAUGACCAUGAAACUUGGUUUAUUUUAUGAGCUUAUCCGACCUCGGUGCGGACAAUCUCUACAAUUUUCAUUGCAUGGCAGCAGCAAUUAGACAUGGCAAUCAGGUCGGUUGGGUAAUUUUGGGUUGGGGUCUCGCGUCAUAUUGGGUUGGUUAAUUUCAGGUUAAAUAUUGACCAAACUCAUCAAGUUUCGGGUUGGGUUAAAGUCGUUUCGGGUUAUGAGCGCUCUCAGAAAUGAUAUCAAACAUGCUUCAUAUUUUUUUAUAGCAAAAAAAAAAAAAAAAAACUUCACACAAUAAUUUACCUCACAUAUGUCAAUUAAAAUAUUCUCAAAUCCUCCCAUGCUAAUGAAAUGAAAUACAAAUUGCACAAAUCGUCAAAAAAAAAAAAAUCAUAAGAGUAAUACUACUACAAGAAAUACAUGAUAUUUGAUUAUCUUUAAACUCCAAACAGUAUUUCAAAUCCUUAUGAUUUCUUUAAACAUCUCACCAAUUUAUAAGUGAUUUUAUCAUUUUAGAAGUGACAUAUGAAAUGGAACGGGCCGACUCGCUAACCCACCCACUGCAACCCAAAAAAAUCACGGGUUAAUCGAGUUCGGGUCAUUCAGAUUUCGGAUUAUAAAAACUUCUAUUUUUCGGGCGGGUUCGUAGCGGGUCAACGGGUCGGUUGCAAUUGAGGCCCACCAUCACCAGUGAGUGGAGGACUGGGUUGGGCUGAAAUCCCAGCUUUAGAGUUCAUAGGGCCCAAACUUUCCUUUUCAACAUGACGGGCCCAGUCCAUCCUAGACUGCAAUACAUAACGGCUAUAUUUUGUACUGUAAUCCACUAGAUCGCUCCACCGCCCCAAAUGUCAAGUCGGCCCUCCUCGCGUUCCAUAUCAACCGUCCGAUCUGAAUCGAGAAAGAAAUGAUUCAUUCUUAUUCUCUUUCCCAAUCAGCCCGCCCGUUAAGCGCUUACUUCGCCCCCUUCACCUAAAAAGGCAAACGGCCAUGUUUGUUUUCCCCUCUCUCUCUCUCUCUUCCUCGCUUUACCAAUACUUUUGAGGAAAUUCAACAACUCCGACCACCGCCAUGACCGCCGCCAGUGCCGCCGUUUCCUCCUCCAAGAAGUUGAUGAAGUUCACCCUCUCUAUCUUCUGGCCUCGCUUCAACUCCUCCAAAUGUAAAAUGGCGGCGAAGAUGACGGUGGCGAGGAUAAAGCUGCUAAGGAACAAGAGACAGACGGUGGUGCGGCAGAUGCGAAGAGACGUCGCUUUGCUUCUUCAGUCUGGCCAGGAUGCUACUGCUCGUAUCCGGGUUGAGCAUGUGAUCCAUGAGCAGAAUGUUUUGGCUGCAAAUGAGUUCAUUGAGUUGUUCUGUGAGCUACUAGUGUCCAGACUUUCAAUCAUCUCAAAGCAAAGGGAUUGUCCAGCAGACCUGAAAGAAGGAAUUGCCAGUUUGAUGUUUGCUGCCCCAAGGUGCUCUGAGAUCCCAGAACUAGUCGCAUUGAAAGACAUUUUUCAGAAAAAGUAUGGGACUGAUUUUGUGAAUGCUGCAACGGAUUUGAGACCAGAUUGUGGGGUUAAUCGCAUGUUAAUCGACAAGCUCUCUGUCAGACCUCCCAGCGGUGAAGUGAAGCUCAAAGUCAUGAAAGAGAUUGCCAAAGAGUAUCAGGUGGAUUGGGAUACAGCAGAGUCUGAGAAGGAGCUCCUCAAGCCCCCAGAAGAACUCAUAGAUGGACCUUCCACUUUUGCCAGUGCUUCCAGCUUCCCAGUUAAGCUACAGCCGAGUAACUCUGUUGACCCACAUAAACGAACCACCACCAGAUCAACUAAUGAAGGCCAACCUGGUGAUGCUUAUUUUGGAGAUGCUGCAACUGCCGCUGAUGCAGCUGCAGAAUCCGCAAAGCAAGCAAUUGCAGCUGCACAAGCUGCGGCUUACUUAGCUGACAGGGAGAGGAAUCGGUCUGAUACCAGUCCAGGAAUGAAGGAUGACUAUCAUCAGAACUUCAGUGGGUCUUCCGACUGUCCAGGCAAUGAAGGUUUCAGGAGGUACAGCUACAAUGAUGCGCCACCGCCAGCAACAAAGAUGGUUGACGGUGAUCAUCUUCCCUAUACAAGAAGACACAGCUACAAUGGGAUGAUGGCAGUGCAGGAGGAUGACCGAAAUGUCCACGGUGGCACACACGAUCAUGACCAGCGAUGCUCCUCUCGGGAUUCUAACAUUCUGUUUGAUGAAUCUGACUGUGACGAAGAGAUUGAAAUGGAAAACCCAAGUCCAAGUGGUGGUGCUGCUGCUGGUUGUCCGCCUCCUCCUGUGCGUCUUCCACCACCUGUCCCUGCAGUUCAUCAUCCUAAAUUGCCAGACUAUGAUCAACUUGCUGCUCGCUUUGAAGCUCUCAAGUAUCGCAAACCAAAAGCUUAGACAGCCUUCUGACCUCAUUUUGCACAAGUCCUUUUUGCUUCAUGCAUGGAAAUUAUUCUAUAUUGUAUACAUCAUGACUUAAAUCUCUGUAAUAUCCAUACCAGAUAUGCAAUCAUUUGUAUUACACGACUUGCUGAGUUGGUUCGUGCUAUAUUUUCCGAGGAACUCUUUCGUAUGUGCAUUGCGCUAUUAGCUGUGUACGACAGGAAGAAAACCAACAUACUUAACUGGUGCUUCGAAUCAUAAAGUGAUUGGGUAUUCCAUCUCCAUUCUGGCCGCAACUGCUUUGCAUCCCUUGCUUUGCAAAUAGUUACAGCUUCGCUCUAAUGGGUUACAUAACACCCACAGGCCACAGUGAUACAACAGUUUCUUUCAUCCUCGUUAGCAUACAAAUUACACACAUGACGUAGCAGACUUGCUGAGAUUUAUCCCAGAGUACAAACAACAUUACUUAAGUCAAGAACACAAUUGCCUUAUCCCCUAACUGCAGAUCCUCCUAAAGAAGCGGCAAACUGAAACCUGGCAAGUGUCGUUCUUUUCCAAAGAGGAGACAAAUGGAUUGAUUGGUGAACAAACUGUCUUCCUAUGGACUCUAUUGUGAAUACUCUGCACACAAGUAAAUCUACAAUGAAACA